Messenger RNA from Lineus longissimus, 761 nucleotides. RefSeq names its product peptidyl-prolyl cis-trans isomerase NIMA-interacting 4-like. The coding region runs from base 86 to 502 and encodes 138 amino acids. Gene Ontology annotation, biological process: rRNA processing. Gene Ontology annotation, molecular function: peptidyl-prolyl cis-trans isomerase activity; DNA binding. The transcript has 3 exons. NCBI's taxonomy places the organism in Eukaryota, Metazoa, Nemertea, Pilidiophora, Heteronemertea, Lineidae. The record is from RefSeq and is a predicted model, not a curated record. Gene Ontology annotation, cellular component: nucleus.
CAACCGCAAUUUAUUCUGGUUCCGCUUCCUGUUAUGGUGGACGUGUUUCAAUUUUUUCACAUUUUCUACCAAAAAAUUCAUCAAAAUGCCGCCUAAGAAUAAAGGGGGUGGCAAAGGUGGAGGCAAGGGUGGUGCAAAAGGUGGAGCAAAAGGUGGAGCAAAAGGUGGUGGUGGUGAUGAUGACUCCAAAGGAAAGCAAAUCAAGGGUGGAACCUCUGUAAAGGUUCGUCACAUAUUGUGUGAGAAACAAUCUAAGUGCUUGGAGGCACUUGCCAAGCUGAAAGAAGGUCAGAAGUUUAAUGAGGUUGCAACACAAUACAGUGAAGACAAGGCGAGAUCAGGGGGUGAUCUGGGUUGGAUGACCAGAGGUAGCAUGGUUGGCCCAUUUCAAGAAGCAGCAUUCGCUCUUCCCAAUAGUACUAUUGGUAAUCCUGUUUACACAGACCCGCCUGUGAAAACGAAACACGGAUAUCAUAUAAUCAUGGUGGAAGGAAAAAAAUGAUGACAUUGAUUGAUAUCUUAGACAAUACAAAUCAUGUGUUCAUUUGCUUUUGCAAGGAAUUCGAGCGUCAGUGGACAUUUUGCAUAAAUUGCAUCUGAAUUUGUUUCAUUGCAUCUGUUUAAUGCUGAAAUUAGUUAUAUUCAGUAUUCUGUAGAACGACCGUGGAACUUAUGUGUGGGACACCAACCUUUACUCCAAGUAAAGUUUGUCUGAAGUUUGUAAUUUCUAAUUCAGGAAUAAAUUUAUGUUUUAUACAAUA